AUGGAGACCUUGGCAAUCGCCAUGAGGGACUCUGACCGCUCGGGUCAUUCUUCCCUCAGCGACGGGGAAGAUUCCUCAGGCACAGGAGUGGAAGUUUCCCCGCCCUCGGUUACGGGAAGCCCCGAUUACCAUGACUCUUAUGAUGUCGGUGGCCCAUGGGAUCACCUCUCCUCUUCCGAUGAGCUAAAGCCGUCUGACUCUGCCUCAAGACCCCGCACCUCCCAUUUCAGUCAUGCCAACGUUGACCCUGGCCGUCCCAGGCCCUCGCGCCACCAGACGAACCGGCGACGAGCCGCUCAAGAACGGGAGCCGCUUUCGCAUCGACCUCGCAGACAUCACGCGCCCCAGCAGCCGCCGCCGCCGCCUCCGCCUGAGCCAGAAACAGAAGAAUCCUCGGAGGAAUAUGACUAUCCCCUACCGCCUCAUGAUCCACGAUUCUGGCCACCAAUGGCACCCGUUCCGCCCCCAGGAUACCCCCCAAGUAAUUCUUCGGGUCCAUCAUUCGGUGCCUUUCCUCCGCCGCACUUGCACGGCCACCCGGGGAUGCCAUCCAACCAGUUAGUUCAGCUUGGCCCAAUGGGACACAUACCAUCCUUGGGAUCUAUGGGACCUGUACGACAUGUGGGACCCAUGGGACAUAUAGGUCCACCGCCGAACCAUAUAAAUCAAUACGGCCCUAGCGGUGCGUUUCCAUUCUCUCCGGCGUACCCACCCACUACUGGCUACUUUGGAAAUAAUGAACAUCAUUCUCCACCGUCACCUCACCAUCAUCAUCAUCGACCUCAGAGUCGUUCAGGGGGUCGGAUGGAGGACGACAGCCCUCCGCCGACGCUUGCACAUCCCAUUCCCGCUCGCAUUCACCCCCAAUUUCCAGGUGCCCCAUUCAUGUCUUCCGAUAUGGUGCCAUUCAAUUCCCAGCCGGGGUACUUUCACCACUAUAGUCAGCUCCCAUAUGGGAUACCCCAAGGCAUGAUGUCACCUCACUUUUUCCACCCUUACGCCCCUAUACCUUCUCCACCGGAAAAGCCGCCGACUGCCCCAGAGAAGGAGAGUACUCCCCCUCCUCCGCCGCCGCCCCCACCUCCACCAGAACCACCUCAGCCCGACCCGAAAGACGAAGCGAUCGCACGUCUCGAGAAGCUCAUUAUUGAUGAAAGGAUGGAGCGUGAAGCUAGAGAGGCAGCUCGAGAAGCUGCUUUUGAGAAAGCUGCUCGUGACAAGGCCGCAGCUGAAGAGCGAGCCGCCAUCGAGAAGAAAAUCGCAGAUGAGGCUGCCGCAAAUGCAACUGCUCUCGCAAAAGCGGAAGCUCAGGCAGAAGCUGAAGUCUUGAAAGCCGAGGCAAAGGCAGAAGCUGAAAGGGUUAAGGCUGAGGCAGAAGCGGCGGCAGCGGCGGACGCUGCUUUGGCUAAGAAAGCCGCUGAGGAAGCCACGGCUGCCGCUGUAGCAGAAGCCACGGCUGCCGCCACGGAGGCUGCCAACGCCAGAACUGCCGAAGCUGUUGCUGCUGCUACAGCUGCUGCCGCUGCCAAACCACCCCCUGAAAAGAAAAAGCCUUUGAAAUUCAAGGAUGCUGUAGGAAGAAAAUUCAGCUUCCCUUUCCACUUGUGCAAUACUUGGCAGGGUAUGGAAGAACUGAUUCGUCAGGCUUUCCUUCACAUUGAUGUACUGGGCCAGCAUGUUGCGGAUGGUCAUUAUGAUCUUAUUGGACCUAACGGAGAUAUAAUUCUCCCGCAAGUAUGGGAAACUGUCGUCGAACCGGACUGGUCCAUAACCAUGCACAUGUGGCCUAUCCCCGAAAAGCCCCAGGAACCAGAAGUCCCUCCGCCACCACCUCCACCGGCAGAGGAAGCGCCUCCUAUUCCCCUCGUCGAAGUCCCGAUUAUAGAACCACAAGAUUCUGACUUUUUUGAAGCUGACGAGCCGUUCACUUUAGUCCCUGAGGAUAUUGGCGAACUACCGCCUCCCUCUACCGGCUCUAGGAAAGGUCGACCGGCACCCAUUCCAAAGGGGUUCGCAAUGUGGAUGACCGGCAGGGGAAAACCAAUACGUGUUAUUAAAAAAUAA
This is a messenger RNA of Ophidiomyces ophidiicola, 2064 nucleotides long. RefSeq lists its product as uncharacterized. The coding region runs from base 1 to 2064 and encodes 687 amino acids. Gene Ontology annotation, molecular function: microtubule binding; actin binding. The record is from RefSeq and is a predicted model, not a curated record. The transcript has 4 exons. Lineage: Eukaryota; Fungi; Ascomycota; Eurotiomycetes; Onygenales; Onygenaceae. Gene Ontology annotation, cellular component: cytoplasm; actin filament. Gene Ontology annotation, biological process: actin filament polymerization.